Messenger RNA from Lactuca sativa (garden lettuce), 417 nucleotides. RefSeq lists its product as uncharacterized. Lineage: Eukaryota; Viridiplantae; Streptophyta; Magnoliopsida; Asterales; Asteraceae. The record is from RefSeq and is a predicted model, not a curated record.
AUGUCACCUUAUAGACUUGUGUUUGGAAAAGCUUGUCACCUCCCUGUUGAACUGGAACUCAAAGCUUUCUGGGCUGUCAAAAAGCUAAACUUGAAGAUUUAUGAUGCGGGUGUUCACCGAAAGUUAGAGAUUCAAGAGUUGGAGGAGAUAAGAAAUGAAGCAUUCGAGAGUUCACGCAUCUACAAAAACAAGACCAAAGCAUUCCAUGAUAAGUACCUCACCCGUAAGACCUUUGAGAUUGGUCAAAAGGUAUUACUCUAUGACUCUCGACUUAAAUGGUUUUCCGUUGAAAUUAAGAGUAACAAAACUGGAAAAGUAUUCAAAGUUAAUAGUCACAGGUUAAAGGUCUUCUAUGAAGGUUUCCAAGAGAAAGACAUGGAGGUUGAUAGCUUGGAACGCCCGAACUACAUUGAGUGA